Messenger RNA from Lingula anatina, 1967 nucleotides. RefSeq names its product 3-hydroxyisobutyrate dehydrogenase, mitochondrial. The record is from RefSeq and is a predicted model, not a curated record. Lineage: Eukaryota; Metazoa; Brachiopoda; Lingulata; Lingulida; Lingulidae. Gene Ontology annotation, molecular function: NADP binding; 3-hydroxyisobutyrate dehydrogenase activity; NAD binding. Gene Ontology annotation, cellular component: mitochondrion. Gene Ontology annotation, biological process: L-valine catabolic process.
AUGGAAAGCUCCCAAUAUAAGGGGGCCAGUGUGGUCAGUUCACCGGCAGCUGUGGCCAGUGAAGUGGACACCAUAGUGACCAUGCUGCCUUCCAAUCCACAUGUGAUAGAGGUCUACACGGGGAAGUCGGGGAUACUGAGUACCGUGAAGCCAGGUUCGUUACUAAUAGACAGCAGUACCAUCGAUCCCAUGGUGUCCAUUGACAUGGCUGAGCAGUGCAGUAAAAAAAAUGCCACUUUCAUGGAUGCUCCUGUUUCAGGAGGUGUUCUGGCAGCCGCGUCUGGUGCCCUUACGUUCAUGGUGGGAGGACCAGCUAGUGAAUUCCCCGCCGCCAAGAUAAUACUGGAGAACAUGGGGAAGAAUGUGAUUCACUGUGGGGGAGUGGGCACUGGAGAGGCAGCCAAGGUGUGUAAUAAUAUGAUGCUGGCAAUAUCUAUGAUUGGGGCCUCAGAGACCAUGAAUAUGGGGAUCAAACUGGGUCUGGAGCCCAAGGUGUUAAAGGAUGUACUGUGUACCAGUUCUGCCCGCUGCUGGUCCCUGGACACCUAUAACCCCGUCCCCGGGGUGCUGGAGGGGGUCCCUUCCUCCAAGGACUAUCAGGGAGGGUUUGCCACUGAACUCAUGGUAAAGGACCUGGGUCUGGCCCAGAAUGUGGCCACCACCCUGAAGAGCCCCACCCCCCUGGGGUCCCUGGCCCACCAGAUCUACAGGGUGAUGUGUAACAAGGGGUACGCCAGGAAAGAUUUCUCCUCUGCAUACAUGUUCCUUCAGGAUGAGAAAGAGAAGUAGACCAAGGGGGAAAUGCACAAGUCUACGCUGAGUUUCUUGGAGGUGAUGAAAAACAUUGGUAGCCCUCUGUACAGUCCUUCUGAUGUCACUUUCUGGCUGGUCAGCAGUGUCCAUUGUAGUCCUUCUUGAGAUGCUUACGUUGAAGUCAGUUGUUUCCUAGAAAUGGUCAGUUAAUGACUCUAAUUUUCUAGAGGACAUGGAAGAAUUUGGUCAGGAUGUUUUCCUUAAUAAGCAUACAAUGCAGUUUAGACCUAUAUAAUGUUAUGAAAAAAAUCUUUAUCACUUAAACUGUGGAGAGAAUUAUGAUCCAAAUUUUGAGUUCUAUCUCAAAAACUAGAGGAUGUAAUUUUAAAACGAGGAUUUAUGGAUGGUAAUUCUUCAGUUUAGGGUAUUGUUCAUGUAUUUUUUUUUCUCUAAUGCACAUUGUAUACCUUUCAUAUACUAGUAUGUUUUCUCUGAGACUAACAAACUUGUUAAGAUUUGAGAUUAUUGACUGCUGCAGCAGGUGACAUCAUGGUGACUGCUUUUCACGAAAUUGGGUACCAGUGAUUUUAGUGAUAAAGGUUUAUGCAUGCUUGUUUUUCCUUGGAAAUAAAGAAAAGAAGAGAAAAAGUCACAGAGCUUAGUCACGCAUCUGCCAUUUAUGUAUUUAUACUUAGUAUAAUAAUAGUAUUAUGGAAGGGAAUUUGGUAACCUACCAGUUGUGGGAAACAUAGUCAUUAAAGGGUCUUUCACAAUCGAUCUCAUUUACACCAGACCAAAAGAGACAAUGGAGACCCUCGCUUUAAGUUGGAAUUCUUCACCCCAAGCUUACUUUGCAAGCUUCCAGUUAAUGUCAGUUGCAUCACUUCAAUUUACUUAGUAUUAUUAUUAUUGAACAAUAUUAUUAUUGCAGUUCUGUUUGACAUAAUUAAGCAGGCAAUAUAGUGGUAUAUAAUAUACCAUAUUUAUGCAAGGCUUUGCCAGGCACAUAUAUAUCUAUUAUCAAUAUUUGGGCAUUGGAAUGGUUAUGCCUGUAGUGAGUGGAGAUGAUAGUUUUAAAUGUCAGCUUUGGUUGCAGAAUGUUCAGUAAACUUUAUGGUAUAUCUCUCAAGAUGCUCACAGCUGCUUAAACUGAAGGAUGAUAUGAGAAUUGUGAUCAUGACACGAAAUGUACAAUUGUUACUUUGUCAGAUAAU